Closterium sp. Naga37s-1 is the source of this 1434-nucleotide messenger RNA. Lineage: Eukaryota; Viridiplantae; Streptophyta; Zygnematophyceae; Desmidiales; Closteriaceae. The record is from the annotation of a GenBank genome assembly.
AUGUGCGCGUGGCGUAGCGCCUUUUACACGCCGAGGUCGUACCUCCCUUUCCCCCCCAGUGCGCUCCUCCCUUUUCCCCCCAAGUCGCACCUCCCUUUCCCCCCAGGUCGCACCUCCGUUUCCCCCAAUGUCGCACCUCCGUUUCCCCCCAGGUCGCACCUCCCUUUCCCCCCAGGUCGCACCUCCGUUUCCCCCCAGGUCGCACCUCCGUUUCCCCCCAGGUCGCACCUCCGUUUCCCCCCAGGUCGCACCUCCGUUUCCCCCCAGGUCGCACCUCCCUUCCCCCCAGGUCGCACCUCCCUUUCCCCCCAGGUCGCACCUCCGUUUCCCCCCAGGUCGCACCUCCGUUUCCCCCCAGGUCGCACCUCCCUUUCACCCCAGGUCGCACCUCCGUUUCCCCCCAGGUCGCACCUCCCUUUCCCCCCAGGUCGCACCUCCCUUUCCUACCAGGUCGCACCUCCCUUUCCCCCCAGGUCGCACCUCCGUUUCCCUCCAGGUCACACCUCCCUUUCCUACCAGGUCGCACCUCCCUUUCCCCCCAGCCUCGUGACCGCCACCGAGCCGCCAGCUGCACGUUUGACGAGGUGCGCGAAAUGUGCCCAUUCACAGGCCAGCGCCUUUCCUCAUCCCUCCGAACCUCUUCCUCUCCGCCCUCCCACCCUUGUCUUUCUCUUCCCCCCCUGUUCUCCUCUCUCUCCACCGUCAUCCUCUCUCCCCCCUGUCCUCCUACCCCCUCCUGUCAUCCUCUCUCCCCCCUGUCCUCCUCCCCCCUCCUGUCAUCCUCUCUCCCUCCUAUCCCCUCCCCACCCCUGCCAUCCUCUCUCCCCCCUGUCCACCUCCCCCCACCUGUCAUCCUCUCUCCCUCCUGUCCUCCUCCCCCCCCUGUCAUCCUCUCCCCCCCCUGUCCUCCUCCCCCCCACUGUCAUCCUCUCUCCCUCCUGUCCUCCUCCCGACCCCUGUCAUCCUCUCUCCCCCCUGUCCUCCUCCGUCCCCUCUGUCCUCUCUCCCCCUGUCCACCCCCUUGCUCCCCUGCCAUCCUCUUCCACUCGCUUUAUUGGCCACUCCUUUUUCCCCCUUUAUCCCCGUUUCCACCAUAGUUUCCCACUCCUUUCCCUCUCCUUCCCACUCCUUCACUCUCCUUCCCAUUCCUUUCCCGCUGCUUUCCUUAUGCCCUGCCAUUGCUCCCCCACUCUCCUCUUUUCCCCUCGUGCUCGGCUGAGUGUGCUGUGCAGGCUGCAGCAGGGCAGCGGGCCGCCAUGGAGGGGAGGACAUGGGCUAAGCCCGCUACCACACGCGCCAAUGGGCGCUUGGAUGCUGGGCACUAUGGCACUCUCCAUUCGCCCUGCCACCUCAUGCGCCACUCAUCCACCCCUCCUUCCCUCCUGCUUGGGCCUCCGACUUGCUACUGCAGCUGGGGUGACUGCAGCAGCAUGA